UUUAAUUUGAAUAUGAAUUUUGGCUACAAAAGAGACAUCAUGUACUCAUUUGAGAAAUCAGUCAUCUUCUGCAAACCUAUCUACACAGAGAUCAUUGAUGAUGAAUGGAGGAAGGAGACACUUCAAGAUCUUGAUCUAGUAAUUGGAUCAGCAGCUAUUAACACUGAUAUGAGUAAAAAUUAUGAAAGAGAUCUUUCUCAGAGACUUCCGACCACAGAGGCUAAAGAGUGGAAUGAUCUUAGCCUUGAAGAGUUAAUAACUAAAUUCACAGAUGUACAAGAAGAAAACAAGGAGUAAAAAUGAGAAAAUU
This is a messenger RNA of Moneuplotes crassus, 310 nucleotides long. Lineage: Eukaryota; Ciliophora; Spirotrichea; Euplotida; Euplotidae. The record is from the annotation of a GenBank genome assembly.